ACGUCGAAAAUUACAGACCUCAUCCCUUCUCUCUUCUUACGAAUCACUGGCUUCAAUCGACCUCAACACAUGGAGCACACUCAAUAAGUUGAGCAGAGAAGUGAAAGAAUCUUGGUUGGUAGCUAAGUUUGGGUUUGUACUUGUGAAUGAGGUGUGCCUUUUACUGCGUUCUAUCUCUGGCAAAUGUUACUGAUUCCGAAAAAAAAAAUAUCUUGUGUAACUGUGACCUCUCUCUACCUGGUGUCCAACAGGAAAGUAUAGAAAUGGUGGCUGAAUUUGUCGAUAACCACUGCCCACACCUUGUACGAUUUACUCCGAAUAACUACCCUCCAUUGUUGACUCCACCCACAAACACCUGUUUUGACUGUGACCGACCAUUGGUGUCUAAUCAUUCUUGCCAUAUAAAGUGUUACUCUCUGAAUGGUUUUGUCAGAGGAAGAAAGUGUACGCUAAGGUGUAAAGCUUGCAACAUAACUUAUAACUAUGCUCACUUUGGAAACAAGUCUGAGAAUGGAUUCCGUAUGUACCCCCAAACUCAAACAUAUGUUGAAGUGUCUGACACCGUUUAUUUUUCAAGGGAUUUGUUGGAGUGGCAGUGUAGCCUUGCUAAUCACUCUUGGGUUUCCUUUCAAGGGUUUGCUGAAAGUUACAAUACUGCUUUAGAGAUACCACCAGAUGAAGAGCUUAGUCCCUAUAUUGUUGGGGAAGCCUUCUAUAAUGGAGAAGUGGAGAAUGAGUUGAGACGAGUCAAUAAGAUCGACUAUCGUUUCCAUAAAGACAGUGAGAGAGAGGAGUGUAUGGAAAGGAUUGAAGAAGUAAGGCGGCAAUCUAUAUACCACCACAAAGAAGACACGUGUACUGCUGAAUGCAAGAAAAGAGGUUGUGGUCAACUGUGGGUUACAGAUGGAAUUUGGAAGACUGUUUUCCCACACUGCAUGUUCAAAGUUGAGCAAAUCAGUGAUGGAAUUCCAGCUCUCAAUUUACCUGAUGUGUGUACAAACUCCCCAAUUCGCAAUAAGGCGUUUUGCGAGGAACACUGUCUUUUGCUACAGAAUGAAGCUCCUGAUGUACCUAUUGAUCUGAGACAGUUUCUCAAAUAUUGUGGUGCUCAAGCAGUUGAAAAUGAAGAGGAGUGUGAGGGUGACACUGAUACUGUUGAUGCAGUUGUGAACUCUAUUAAAGUCAAUACAAACCAAUUUGGAACAUCUGCUACCACCUCACAAGGUACUGCAGCUUUAAUUGAGAAGCAUCCUGAACUAGUACGAAGUACUGUGUAUGAUGACCCUAAUGAACGAGUUUGCAGGAAAGAUACGGGUAAAUCCAAACGGUUGAGGAAGUGGUCUAGAGGGCACCAAUUUGUCAUCAGAGGGGGUGGUCAUAUUGACACUUGGCAACCAUUGUACAGGUCUGAAUCGCCAUCACAAGUUUUCUUAAUUUUGAUUCAAUGGCUGCUGUCUCUAGCUAAGUCUCGUGGUGGUAUUGGGAAGCCUAUCUCAUUGGCCUAUGACAACAUGUGCAAUUUAGCAAAGCUGAAGGCUGCUCGUGCUCCUCUACCAUUUACUCCGCCAUUGGACCGUUUGUGGCUUGAUGUCAACAAAAUCAUCGAUGUGUUUCAUUUUCAAAACCAUGUGUCUCCAGAUUGUAAAUUAAAGUUUUCUCCUGCUGAACUGAAGAGCGAGAAUCCUGACUUCAAUACACAGGCUGGGGAGCAGACAUUUGUUUGGGUACAUCGGUUUAGUCACAUUCUGUGCUCAAUGAACAAGGUUCACCACCUUUUUUAUCUCCACCGAAUGGUGUUAAGGCGAAACGAGUAUACCAGCAAGUGCUAUGCUAGAGGAAAAAAGCCAAUUCUCCCAAAAGGAACUGCAAAGUAACUGUUUUAGAAGUAAAUUGUUUUGCAUUGCUUAUACAUGUGAAUGUGUUGAGAUAUACAUGCAGUCACCUAAUUAGCAAUUACUAUCACUUUACUUUAUAUGAUACCUAUAUACGACUAGAAAAACA
Molecule: messenger RNA, 2001 nt
Organism: Halichondria panicea
Lineage: Eukaryota; Metazoa; Porifera; Demospongiae; Suberitida; Halichondriidae
Exons: 9
Coding region: 147-1874 (575 amino acids)
Source: RefSeq, a predicted model, not a curated record